AUGUCAUUGAUUUCGUCUGUCUUAUCGACUUUGUUGCGACUGAAACCAUUAGCUCCACCAACGUUGAUUCAGUGUCAAUCUGGAACGUUUCUGCCAUUAACAGGACGAUUAGAUGCCUUUAAAUAUGAUACAGUUGACUGGAUGAUUAGUGAACUCGGUUGUAUAUCAAUUUGUCUACGACAAAGUUCGCCAUCAUGCAAUGCUGUGUGUUACGAAAAUUUUCGUCAAGAAUGUCGAAUGAUCAGACAAAGCAUCCCAUCGAAUCCUUAUCUUAAUCAAUCAUUGCACAAUUGGAGAACAUAUAUUCGAAUAGAAGACUCAUAG
This is a messenger RNA of Adineta ricciae, 324 nucleotides long. The record is from the annotation of a GenBank genome assembly. NCBI's taxonomy places the organism in Eukaryota, Metazoa, Rotifera, Eurotatoria, Adinetida, Adinetidae.